This is a messenger RNA of Rhopilema esculentum, 7737 nucleotides long. NCBI's taxonomy places the organism in Eukaryota, Metazoa, Cnidaria, Scyphozoa, Rhizostomeae, Rhizostomatidae. The record is from RefSeq and is a predicted model, not a curated record.
CAGGGAACUAAAUAAUAACACAAAUGAAAUCCAUGAAAGGGCUUCAAGAGUCACUUCGAAGACAAGCACUUUGUAACCACGCACAACUUAAAAUCUAUUUCCACGAACAAUUAUAGACUAAGAAAUGGCUGUAACUUUGUUUUGUCAAAGUUAAAAGUGUUCUCUACGGAAGAGAGUCAUAUUUGAAACUGUUACCCGAUUUUUGAAAGCGAUAGAAAAAGGACCUUUGAAAAUUGUCCACGUAAACUAUGCAGGCUAUUCACCUCGAAUUUGGGCUUUUUAUCAUUUAUGAUAAUUUAUGAUAAUAAUUUAUGAUAGAGGAUUAUAAAUUUCCUGGUUUUAGAUAGUACCGCAUUUUUAUAAUUUACUUGGCGCCAGUUAUUGCGUUCUCCCAGACAGAGAUCAGAUAUUUAAGGUUGGGGCUAGUCACCUACGCUUGCUGAAUCCUGAAUUAGUAAUUUAAUGUUUAAUUUUUAAUUGCUUGUAAUUUUUUGAUCCAGAACGGUUUCCUCCUGGAUGACUUGUAGUAGUUUUCCAUCACAUCAAACUUGGCCGCAAUGAAGCUGCUAUGUUUGUUUAUACAUUUUCGCGGGCAUGUUCACUCUCGCUACCUGGAAGAAGCUGAAGUGCACCUUGCAGUAUUGAUAUCGCAACUUUCAGACUCGGUUAGGCUUUGGAGUGAUCAUGACCUAUGAUGAGAGCGAGAAUACUGUUUUUCGUAUAACGACUGAAACAGAUUUGGACUUAGCUUUCUUUAUGAGCCUCUGUUUCGCUACUGCCUUACUUCGCAGAUGCUAAAACAGAUUCAGCGUCAGUUCAAAUGAACAGCGAAAUUUGUGACUCGUGGUGUAAGUCCGAUUCAGACUUAAAAAAUGACUUAUUCGGGGAAGUCUUUUCCUACCUGGUUGCAAUUCUUGAAUAAGCUCUGCUUUCCACAUUUGAGCUCACUCGAACAAACAUUUAUUUCUGGUUUUUUUUGCUUAUUUUAAAUCAUUUGUCCAGUUAGCUGUAAAUGGCUAACAGCUGUGUGUUUGCUGUUGCUUUAACAACAGGUUACGCAAGCUACAAUUCGUUUUGCUCAUUGCAAUCAGCAAGAGAAAUUAACUUCAAGGCUUUAAGUUAUGUAUAUAUUCUCAGCAGAACUGCAUGUACAACAGGAGAGUAAGAUUUGGUCCGAUGAUUGUCCUCGAAACUUGACUCAGUCUCAACGUUAAACCGAGUUGAAUUGGAAACAAACAUCAGCCAUAACAGAGAGCCUCGAAAGCUGAACACGUGAUCUGCGAGAAACACCUGCGCAAGGUUCUCUGGAGUUAAAUGUAUGAAUAACAUUUUCAAAUGUCAGUCUAUGUGUAGGCACAGUGUUCAGCAAACGCUAUUGACAAAGGUGAAACGACGGGUGAUGAAAAAUUUCGUGUAGGCAGGAGCGAAUAGAUAAUUCACUGCGUGCAAAGAAUAAUUGCGAACAUUUUAAAAGGAGUAAGUUCAAGGUGCAGUGUUGAGGACAGGCUAGUGAAUUGCAAAUACACACACGUAUCGAUUUGCCAAAGAAAGAGUUGGCAAACAAAAAGACAUCAAUUGGAUGAAAUUCUUUCUGAUUCGUUGGUUUAGUGUUUACAAAGCUGCUGCAUAUUGCUUGGAAGAUCAACGAGAAAGCACAACGUAAAUUAUCACAUGAACUCAAAUUGCGUUGAAAUAUAAUGUAUUACUAGCGAUCCUGUUAACUCUGCUGUAAUGGGUACCACAUCUUCUGUGAAACAGCGUCCUGAAGAAAUUCAUUUCUCCGCAGAUGCAGAGAAAAGGCAAAAAACCACCGUAUACUCAGCGCGAAAGACAAACAAUGAAAUCGAAAGAAGCAUUGCCAGGGACAGAAAAAAGGAAAAGGGCACAUGAAAAUAUUAUGCCUUGGAACAUCUUGUUCAGGUAAAAGCACGAUUCUUAAGCAAAUGAAAAUCAUUCACCUUGGGGGUUUUGCUGAUGAUCAACACGAGAUUCACAGUGAUUCGUUUUUGUUUACAUUUGUUGUUUCUGCAAAUGAACUGUUAUCAAAGUUACCGAGCUAUGCGUGCGACUUGAAGACGCAAGAAGUUAUUCAGAAAAUAACGGAUUUAACAAACGUCCCUGCACAAGCAAUAAAAGAAGACCAAGAUGUAUUUACAAAGGUAUUACCAUUCUUUCGAUCUUACCAGGGCACAGAUAUCCUUUCAAAAUACGGACAUGGAGAGCAAUGUGGAGCAUUCCUGGUCUACUUUUUAGACCGGAUGGAUACCGUCUCGACUUACAAGAAAUUCAUACCGAACACGGAGGACAUUCUGCGUAUACGUGUACAGACAACUGGAGUAGUGUUCACCAAAUUUCGGUACAAGAAGACCAAUUUCUGUAUGGUUGAUGUCGGAGGACAGAAAACGGAACGACGCAAAUGGAUACAUUUGUUUGAUGACGUCAAGGCGAUAUUCUUUGUAGUCGAUCUGAGCAACUUUUUUGGCAUGAAUGAGAGUUUAGAUGUCUUCACCUCGAUUUGCACAACUAAAGCUUUAAUGGACGCGAGCGUGAUCUUGUUUUUCAACAAGGCGGACAUCUUUCAAGAGAAACGAAAUCUCUGGGAGCUUGCUAAGCAUUUCUCAGAUUUUAUCUCCACUCCCUGCAAUCACAGAAACACUGGCUUGUUUAUCAAAAAUAAAUUCGAAGAACGUUUUAGAAAGCACCACGAAAAAGGUUCCAUUUACUCAUUCUUCACUUGUGCUACGGACACACAGAACAUUGACAGAACAUUUGCAGCUUGCAGUGACAUCAUCCUUAAAAGGAGCCUCAGUGCCGCUGGUUUAUACUAAGUACACAAAGGUGACUAGCGUACAUGGGGUUUUACAUGAUGAUACAUUUUCAUGCAGCUCUUUGAGCUCUUUCAAAACUUACUUUGCGUUGCCACGGACAGCCAGUUUCAGUUACUAGUGGUGGAAACUUGAAAGAUGCUUUUGUUCUUUAUUCACACUUCGUUGUUUACAAGCGCUGCUAAUUUUGGUAUUAACUAGUACAACAAAGACCAAACUUCGAGGCAUGCGUGUUGAAGUGUCAGGAAUAAUCUUACACUUAGCUCCUUUUGCGCUAGAUUUUCACAUUCAAUUUCACUUCACUUGUCAGUAUAAAAAGCUUUAAAUUGCCAAGCUUUACUGAAUUUUUCACAUAAAGAAAUAACAGUCAAACUUGAGGCCUCAUAGAAUUAGCAUUGCCAGUGAUCUCUGCAGCUGUUUUUAAGGUAAAAAAGUUAGAAAUUAUUGAAGAUUUGCUCAUCAGGAAUGACUGAGGCCGAAAAGCGGGGAUUUAUUUUUAUGAAAGAACAAGGAGCCACAGGAAAAAUUCUCAAAUAACAAAAGCAAGAUGUAGAAAGGGGUUACGCUUCAGCAUUUAAAAGGCUUGUCUCUACAUUUCUGCUCCUGUCUCUACAUUUCUGCUAACAAGUUUUCGACGAUAAUUGUAUAUCUCUUUGUUUAUCGGGACUGCCAUGUGUGUCAAAGCCUUAGUGAAAGAGCAGGUCAGUGAAAGCGUUAGUGAUAAGGCCCCUUGUCGCCCAGCCCUUUCAAUGAGGCACUGGUACCCAGGGUAAGUCGGGACAUGAGCUUUAAAAACAAACACAAGAUAGGGUCUGCAUUUGUUGAAGACCGGUUGUUAAGUCAACUGUCUUGGAUACUUUGGGAUUCUAAACUUUCAAAUGUAUGGGCAUGCCCAUUUGCAUCGAAGAAGAGCAGACUUCACUCUCCUUGAAAAAUGCAAAAUAAGAAAUUUGGUUGUACCGAUUUAAUGAGCCUUGAUUUAAUCUGUACACAAAGCAAAUUCUUAGAAUAAACGAGAACUCUUGAUGAAAUGGUAAGGCGAACUGAUAUAGAAAUUCAUUUAAGAAGGCUUGCUCUUCACGUCGCAGAUCCAGCUUUUAAGAACUUUUUUUGCUCUGGAAAACACCUGUUCAGCUCUCGAAACUUUAAACUUUUGUCUUGCAACAAGCAACACCACAGUACAGCAGAUAUGCAUUGCGGGGAAAGGCCUUGUUGAGUCGAACACAAUGUGCAAAAAUUAUAGCUUUCUCACGGUAUCCCUAAGACUCCUCGGUAUACAGCCACAAGCCGUUGUAUUACGAUAUAAAAUGCAGCCAGAACGAUUUUGCAAUUCCCAUUUUGAAAACUUGAUAAAUACAAAGAAAAAAGGUGCCCAAAGGUUGACUCUAAAAUUUCGCAAAACGAAUCAAAGAUGGGUCUUUUGAGGAAAACCUGGAAAGCCAGAAUUAAAUGCGAGGAGCGUUUGAAAAUGAGCGCGGAAUAAUCCUGAUAACUAGAGUCCCCUUAAAAUUUUCUGCGUACCUCUCGAGCCUACCCCCAAUACAUCUUAGCCCCCGAUAGUUCUAACUCGGACCACAUUCGUUAACUCGGACCACUUUCGUCGAUCAUGGUUGUAUUACACUAUCCGCUCCUUGCCAGCCCCCCCCCCGCUUUAGGAGACACCCACGAGCAAGCAGAUUUUUAAACGCCCCCACCCUUUAUGUUCUUUGGGGUCCUAGCUUUAUAAAUCUUUGUAUGACCUGUUCUUAUGCUAGUUUAAUCAAACUCUAAAGAUAAAUAUGAAUAAAUUUACAUAAUCAACAUAAAUAAAAAUAAAUAAAAAAUACACUAUCCAAGGACAUUAACAGGUAUCUGGAUUAGUAUUAAUGUAACGUAGAUUGCUACAAAAUUUCUUCCCAGUAAUGGCAAUAUUGCUUAAGCCACCUGUCAAUAAAACACUGGCCAAUUAGUAAGCGUUCAAGCUGUAUGAUUCUUAUUGAUUAAACAUCUAUUGCUUGACAGAUGACUUAAGCAACUUCAGUAUCUCUCGAGGUGCAGUUUACUUCGAAUCUAGCCUUCUUUAGCAUUGUUGAACGUUGGUAAAGACAGUGUUUGUAGUUGAACUUGAAUAUAUCAAAUUUGAUGUAAUCUACUGUACAUAAAAAGCUUUGAAUACCUUGGGUUGUGUAACUGUUAUAUAUAACGUUAAAAUUCUAUUUGGAGGUAUAUUAUGAAGAUGAGAAAAAGGUACCAGAUAAAACAUUAAUGCUUUUUUUCUGCAUUAUCGCUCUCGUGUUUGGUUCGACCAGCCUAUUGAAAAUAAAUUGCUCGAACCUGUUGGCCUAAACGAAACAACAUAUUGGCUUUAUUCUCGCAAACCAGAGACUUGAUUUUUCAAUGACAUGUUUCUAUUCGAUACAGUUGCAUGACAAAUUUAACACACAUGCUUAGUCACACCAUGGAAAGCUUAACAAAAUCACAUUAUUUUUUCAAAAACUUGGCAGCAAUUUGUUAGUAGUUCUUAAACAGUAGUAUAAGCAUUUCGUUCUACACAGAUUUGCUGCCUUCAGUAGGAUGACAUAGAGCACUAGCUAUUGCAGUAGUGUAGACAUACUCCUUUUCCCAUACACGCCCCCAAAUAUACAGGGACGCCGGAAUGAAGAGAGGGGCAAGGGGCAGGCUUCAGUAAGGGGGCAUUUGAUAAAUCAUUCCCAGCUUCUACUGAUUUUUCAUAGUUCUGUCUCGAAUUUCUUUAGGCAUCUUAGAAAAAGCCUUAAUUUUGGCACACCAAGUUUCGAGAGAUGAAUCUCUUUGAUAAUCACAAAAUGCUGAUGUCAAGGGCUAUUUGUUGAAAAGGGCACUUUGAUACCCUCGCCCCUCCUAUCAAAGGGUAAAAGAGAUGGUUGACCCCAAUGUUCCGACGUCUAUGAAAAUAUAUCCAGUGAUACGCAAUUGAUCUCAUCGCUUCCAUUUCUUUGUAAAACCACAUUCAGUUUUGCAUGCUUAAGACAUCCUCCUAAAACGAAAAUGCUUAAGACACCCUCCUUUCCGACUUAGCUUGCCUCGCAAGUGUUUGAUGCCGAAUACAGGCCUGGUUGAGUUGACUCUGGACUUGGAAAUUGAGCUUUCAUAAUACUCGGAAGCAGCGAGACCUGAGGGGUACAACCCUACAAUAAUUGGCUAACAUCUAACAAGAAGCACAGAGGCCUUGUUUUUCUCACAGCCACCCUCCUAUACCCCCUACGAAUUUCAUUCCAGUGGCCCUUAGCUACUAGCACCCACCUAGAUAACUGCUUCAACUUAACUGAAAGCCGAUUUCCACUAGGCGAAUUCUUUCGCGCGAAUCGAACAAAUAUUCGAAGCGAUAGAGUAGGACCGUGAUCUACUUUCUGCGAAUCGAAUUUUUUCGCUGCAUAAUCUGAGAACAUUACACCACGCAUGCUCACAUUGGCAAAAAUUCAAUUCGUGCGAAAGAAUUCAUCUAGUGGAAAUCGGCCUUUACUUUAUUAUCCGAUUAUUUUCAGAUUUUGGACCAAUAUCGAGCGUGAUAGUUUACUUAUUCCAAGUUGUUUAAAUAUAUCCUCAAGUUUGGCCUAAUGAACCAACAGAAUUUCGAGAAAACCAAACAUUGCCAUAUGUCAAUAUAAGUGAAGCCAGGAAAGAAUAACACAAGAACUCCAAGUCGGAAAAAUGUUUGUACGCUUGGAAAUUUGAGCAUCGUCAACAAAUAUUUUUCUCUGUUUUUGGGCUUUUGACCACACGCAACAGACGUUUUGGCGGGCAGAAUUUGAAAGUGACCCACGGUAUGGUUUUUGCGAAAUUGCAAUUAUAAACGGGGUUCUGUUAAAAGGUCUUCAUAAAAGAUGCCAAACAACCAAAUAAUCUGACUGAUAUACAUGGACUGCGUGCAAAGAAAAAUAAGGUUAAAGGGAAAAGCUGAAAUGGCAAAAUUUGGCACACGCUGUAUGGAUGCCAGGGUGCGCAGCCCCCGCUUUUUCAGUAAAUUAUACUUGCUUUUAUUGAAAAAGAAAAGCAUUUCUAUAAGCCUCUCGCCCCCUUGAAGUUCGGUGUGAAGUUUGUGACAAGAGGUUUUGUGACGUUUCCACGGGCGUUCACGGUUGUGUAGGCGUCGUUGUGCAGGUGUCAUUUCUGAGAGGCUUAAGAAAUACACGUUCUGCUAAACAGACUAUCUACUACAGUAUCUUCUGUCACUGGGAAAAAAACAAAAACAACUUGCAGAGCUGCAAAAAGUUGUUGACCUUCCUCCAAACUUGAAUCUAUGCUCUCAACCUGCCUCAUUUUAACACAAUAUAUAAUUACUCGAAAAUGGCUCGACGGUGUUUUGUGAGCCAGACAAAAGCCUGUAAUUAGGGAUCUACCCAUAUCAUUUGUCUGUUUGAGCGCAAGUGUCAGGACUCUAACCAGGUUUUAAUACAAGGGAGGCCACAGUCUUAAGGAAGCGAUCCAUAAAUUGAAAUGUAUUGGGGAAGGGAAGGGGAAAACAAAGGGUUCAAGGUAAGAACAUCUAAAAGCUACUGGGUGUCCAAAAAUAUACUCCCGUUUGCAAAAUCGCCAAAAUGAUUCACUUAAUUUAAAAACAAAUUAAAAGAUGAGCUUUGCCUGCAAAAAUAAUUUGUUUUUGAUCUACUAGCAAGAUAAUGGGAUUUGAAGAUCUGCAUUACGAUAAAAUUUUGAUGAUUUUGCAAACAGAAGUACUUUUCUGGGACACCCACAAGAUAUUUAUUUCUUGAUUUUAAUGUACAGGCUAACAAGCUAACAAAACAUGUCCAAAUGAGUUCACCUAAUAAUGUCAUUGAAUGUCUGGAUUGUUAAAUGGUAAGAAAAAAGGCAGCCGGGCGUUUUUCUCUCUUUAAUCUAGCAAUGACUACCGACUCUGUCUUAUUUGCACGUGUGACAAACCUGCCAUCAAGUG